Molecule: messenger RNA, 1671 nt
Organism: Agrilus planipennis (emerald ash borer)
Lineage: Eukaryota; Metazoa; Arthropoda; Insecta; Coleoptera; Buprestidae
Gene: PheRS-m
Product: probable phenylalanine--tRNA ligase, mitochondrial
Exons: 2
Coding region: 250-1569 (439 amino acids)
Biological process (GO): phenylalanyl-tRNA aminoacylation
Cellular component (GO): mitochondrion; cytoplasm
Molecular function (GO): phenylalanine-tRNA ligase activity; tRNA binding; ATP binding
Source: RefSeq, a predicted model, not a curated record
CUAUCCAUUUCAUAAGCAUUUCCUGACUAAAUUGAUAUUUAUUUUACAAUUAGCUUUAUUGCGAGCUGAUUAAUUCUCGUAUCUCUAUGAUCUCAGUUGUAAGUAGAUAAAAGGUAAGCUUCAGUGUAACCACUAUUGUGACAAAAUGACAAGCAUUAGAUAACCUAAAAAUUAGAGUUGAUUAGAGUAGUUUAACCAAUACAUAUUAAUGAUUAGAUUAAUAUAACGAAGACUAGUUGUAAAUAAAUAAUGAUUAAUAAAAGAGUUUGCGAAAGUUUAUGGGCAAUAACGCAAAAAAGUGUGCGAUUUAAAGGACAAGUAGCAGAGAAUGUAGACCAGAAACUUGAUGCCACCAUAAAAAUUUUAGGAACUGCCUAUCAGUGCGACAAAUUUACUAAUGUUAACUCAAAGAUUGCCUCACAUAUUGGGAAGAAUUUACAUAUAUCUAAAGACCAUCCUCUAUCAUUAGUCCGACAAAAAGUUGUAGAUUAUUUUUACAAAGCAUUUGUUAACUCUCGUGGUAAUCCAGUGUUUGCAGUUUUUGAUAAUUUGUCACCCAUUGUCACUCAGGAACAAAACUUUGAUAGUCUACUUGUUCCUAAAGACCAUCCUUCAAGAUUAAAAAGUGACUGUUACUAUAUAAACCAUGAUUAUUUGUUAAGAGCUCAUACCACAGCCCAUGAUUCGGAGUUAAUAAAAUCUGGCUUAGACAAUUUUCUUGUUAUUGGUGAUGUUUAUCGAAGAGAUGAAAUAGAUAGAACUCAUUAUCCAGUUUUUCAUCAGGUUGAUGUUGUUAGACUUAAAACUAGAGAACAAUUAUUUCCUGCUGAUGAAUCUUUAGAAUUAUUUGAAAGUGGAAACAAUACAACUAAUACUGGGAUUCAAGAGAAACAGGCAUGCCACACCUUGGAAGCAGUAAAAUUAAUGGAGCAUGAACUCAAAAAUACUUUAGAAGGAUUGGCCAAGACUCUGUUUGGUAGUGAUAUUAGAUUUCGAUGGACUGACUCCACAUUUCCAUUCACUCAACCAUCAUGGGAGCUAGAGGUGCAUUAUAAUAAUCAGUGGCUAGAAUUACUUGGUUGCGGAAUUCUUCAACAGCCUAUUUUAUACAGAGCCGGUGUUCUUAAUAAAAUAGGUUGGGCUUUUGGUUUGGGUUUAGAAAGAGUUGCAAUGUGCAUAUAUCAAAUACCAGAUAUUCGCCUUUUCUGGUCUCAAGAUUCAGGCUUUUUAAGUCAGUUUAAAACAAGCGAUCCAAAUGCAAAGAUAAUUUAUAAGCCAGUGAGUCAAUAUCCUCAAUGUAUAAAUGAUAUAAGUUUUUGGUUGCCUGACAAUGCUCAAGAAUUUUCAUCCAACGAUUUUUACGACAUUGUUCGAAGUAUUGGAGGUGACAUCAUUGAGCAAGUUUCAUUGGUAGAUGAAUUUUUUCAUCCCAAAACGAAGAAAACCAGCCAUUGCUAUAGGAUUGUUUAUAGACAUAUGGAGAGAACAUUGACUCAAGCAGAAGUUAAUCAGGUACAUAAAAAAAUUGCUAUGCAAGCAACUAAAUCACUUGGAGUUACUGUUCGUUGAUGCAUCCCUCAUUUUUUUUUACUUUUAUUAUUACUAAGUACUCCAAAUUAUUCGCAAAAUUUUUUCCUAAUGUAGAUAAUUGUAAAUAAAUUUUUAAUGUUU